AUGCCUGCGAGUAAAAACCUACAAGGAGGCAAAGCCUUCGGGCAGUUAAAGGAGCAACAAAGGCAGAAACUAGAGGAAGUAAACCAGGAAUUCCUGGAGGACCAGAAGUACAGGGAUGAAGAAGACCUCGCAGAGAAGCUGGAGGGUUUCAAAAAUAAAUAUGCUGAAUUUGACCUGAAUGACCAAGGCGAGAUUGAUCUGAUGGGUCUCAAGCGGAUGAUGGAGAAGCUGGGCGUUCCCAAGACCCACUUGGAGCUGAAGAAAAUGAUCAUGGAGGUGACUGGCGGCAGCAGCAGCAAUACCAUCGACUACAGGGACUUUGUCAAGAUGAUGCUGGGCAAACGCUCGGCCGUGCUCAAACUAGUCCUGCUCUUCGAAGACAAAGCCAACGUGUCGGCGGCCUGCAAGUUGGACGGACCGCCUCCGAAGCGGGACAUUGCCAGCCUGCCUUAA
Nerophis lumbriciformis (worm pipefish) is the source of this 453-nucleotide messenger RNA. The record is from RefSeq and is a predicted model, not a curated record. NCBI's taxonomy places the organism in Eukaryota, Metazoa, Chordata, Actinopteri, Syngnathiformes, Syngnathidae.